Messenger RNA from Sorex fumeus (smoky shrew), 1017 nucleotides. Its product is annotated as 5E5 antigen-like. The transcript is spliced from 5 exons. The record is from RefSeq and is a predicted model, not a curated record. NCBI's taxonomy places the organism in Eukaryota, Metazoa, Chordata, Mammalia, Eulipotyphla, Soricidae. The coding region runs from base 1 to 1017 and encodes 338 amino acids.
AUGGGCCUGUUGCCGCCACACGACCGCGGGACCGGACACCCGCUCGAGACCCCGCGGGCAGCGAGACCGGCGGCGCGGAGAGACGGCGAGGGAACGGAGAACGUCGGCACCGCGGCCUCCGGAGGCACUCGCGACGGCCACCGCCCCGACGCGCGCACGGGGGAGAACCACACCCGCGGACGGGAGGGGCACCCGCGCCGUCGUCCAACCGAGGGCCACCCGGCGGUGGCGAGAGCGGAGCGGCAACGGGAGGAGCGAGCGGACGGCGGACCCAGGGAGCGAAAGCGCUGGCCGCCGGAGCCGCAGCGGCGGGCGAGACCUCCGAGCGCGGGCGAGCCGCGGGACCGGGACGCCGGCAGCAGCCCGGUGGACAGACGGGAAGUGGAGGAGAGGAAGAGGCCCCCCCGCGAGGGGGGCCCCGCGAGAGGCAAAGGAACGCCGGCAACCUCCGACCGCCACGCGGGUCGAGACCGGAGGAGGGGAGGCGGCACGAAAAAGGGCGGCAGCGCGGGGCGGGGGGCGAGCCGAGGGUGCCCCAGGGAGGGCGAACCCUCCGCGGGCCGGGAUGCCCCAAAGGCGGGGCCCCGGCACCCGGCGACGGCCACCGCCGCCGCCGCCGCCGCCGCCGCCAACGGCCCACCGCGGGAAUCUCACCACCCGAGGCCUCCGAGCACAAGGGCGGUCCCGCGGCAGCCGAGGACGGACGACGACGACGACGACGACGGCCACCCUGCCACCGGGCGGGCGAGACUCGCGCUACACCCCGGCCACGACCACCGCCAGCGCGGACAGCCCCAACGCGAGGCAGGGAAGGCCGACGGCGCCCAGAGCCUCCACAAACCGCUCUUCCUCUUCCCUCUGCCCAUCCGAGUCCUGCCGGAGGGUCCGGGCAACACAGCCUCCCUCAAGAGCCUGCAGUUCCAAGCUCCACCGCCGGUCCUCGCGGGCUGGCGCCUCGACAGCGGGACCAAUGUCGACUCGGACGCCGACAUCCUGGAACGCCGCCUCGGGCAGUGA